Messenger RNA from Prosopis cineraria, 891 nucleotides. RefSeq names its product TMV resistance protein N-like. Gene Ontology annotation, molecular function: ADP binding. Bases 1 to 891 code for a protein of 296 amino acids. NCBI's taxonomy places the organism in Eukaryota, Viridiplantae, Streptophyta, Magnoliopsida, Fabales, Fabaceae. Gene Ontology annotation, biological process: defense response. The transcript has 2 exons. The record is from RefSeq and is a predicted model, not a curated record.
AUGAUUUCCAAGAUUAUAGGAGUGGACAUUAGAAUACAAGAUGCUAAUGAAGGAGUUGAAGCCAUAAGAAUGAGACUCAAACAAAAGAAAAUUCUUUUGAUUCUUGAUAAUGUUGACAAACAUGAGCAUUUGGAAAAAUUGGUAGGUGAUUUUAAUUGGUUUAGUGGUGGGAGUAGGACCAUUAUAAUGACAUGGAAUAAGCAAUUGCUUGAAAGACAUGGGAUUAAGCAUAUAUAUGACAUAAAGGCUCUUGAUGAUGAAGAAUCUCUUGAAUUGUUAAAUUGGAAUGCUUUUAGAAGCAACCAAGUAAAUCCAAGUAACAUCAUGGUGUUGAAUCCCGCAGUAAAUUAUGCAAAAGGCCUUCCUUUGGCUCUUGAAGUAAUAGGCUCUAACAUGUAUGGAAGGAAUAUAAAUGAGUGUGAAUCUGCUUUAGAUGCAUUUAAAUUAAUUCCAAGUAAAGACAUUCAACAAGUAUUGAAAGUUAGCUAUGAUGAUGACCUAGGACACUUUGAGAAAGAAAUAUUUCUUGUUAUUGCUUGUUUCUUCAAAGGGGAAUCUUUAGGGCACAUUAAAUAUAUGGUGGAAGCAAUUUAUGGCUUUAAUAAUCCAAGUUAUUUUAUUGGUGUGUUGGAGGAUAAAUGCCUCAUAAAUAUUGAAGAUUCAUGCAUUGAAAUGCAAGGUUUGAUACAAGAUAUGGGGAGAGAAAUAGUUCAUCAAGAAUCACCUAACGAGCCAGGAAAACAUAGUAGAUUAUGGUUCCAUGAAGAUAUUGUUCAUGUUUUGGAAGACCAUACACUAAUGAACUCAAAGACGAUUUUGCCACGGCACCUAGUCUACUGUGCCGCUAAACUCCGUCAUGCAUCUAGUCAUCUAUUUGCGUUGCUAAAGUAG